CCCCCCGUUCUGAUCCGCUGCGGGAAGCCGCGUCGGGCUUGGUCGGGGUGAACUGGGCGGGGCGGGGGGGGGGAGUGGGACAGAGCCCCCAAAAGACAUCCCGCCUCUGCCAGCCCCUUGGCUGGCUGGGCAGAGGAGCGUGGGUGCCUCCGCCCCUCCCGGCUGCUUAGCGUCACGCGUGACGUCCCCGAUGAAGGCUGGGAGGGCCAACGCCAGCAGAGAGGAAGGCGGAUUCUGAGAGCUGCAGAGUCUGGUAACCCCGGAAAGCCCAGAGCUCACAAGUAGCUGAAUGAGAUUAGUUGCUGCUCCUGGUAUUCACCACAUACAGGAAAUGGGUGACUUGCCCUUAAAUAUCAACAUCCAGGAACCUCGCUGGGACCAAAGCACAUUCCUGGGCAGAGCUAAGCAUUUCUUCACUGUUACGGAUCCUAGAAAUCUGCUGCUGUCUGGAGAACAGCUAGAAGCUUCCCGGAACAUUGUGCAGAACUAUAGGGCUGGUGUGGUAACCCCAGGGCUCACCGAGGACCAGCUCUGGAAGGCCAAGUAUGUAUAUGACUCUGCAUUCCAUCCGGACACGGGCGAGAAGGUGGUUCUCAUUGGCCGAAUGUCAGCCCAGGUGCCCAUGAACAUGACCAUCACAGGCUGCAUGCUCACCUUCUACAGGAAGACCCCAACCGUGGUAUUCUGGCAGUGGAUCAAUCAGUCCUUCAAUGCUGUUGUUAACUAUUCCAACCGCAGCGGCGACGCGCCCAUCACUGUGCAGCAGCUGGGAACAGCCUAUGUGAGUGCUACCACUGGGGCUGUGGCCACGGCUCUGGGACUCAAAUCCCUCACCAAGCAUCUACCCCCCUUGGUUGGCAGAUUUGUGCCCUUUGCAGCUGUCGCUGCUGCCAAUUGCAUCAACAUUCCUCUGAUGAGGCAGAGGGAGCUGCAGGUGGGCAUCCCAGUGACGGAUGAGGGAGGUCAGAGGCUUGGCCACUCAGUGACUGCAGCCAAGCAGGGAAUCUUCCAGGUGGUGGUAUCAAGAAUCUGCAUGGCGAUUCCUGCCAUGGCCAUUCCCCCAGUGAUCAUGGACUCUUUGGAGAAGAGAGACUUUCUGAAGCGCCGUCCCUGGCUGGGGGCACCUCUCCAGGUGGGACUGGUAGGCUUCUGCCUGGUGUUUGCCACCCCGCUGUGCUGUGCUCUGUUCCCCCAGAGGAGCUCUAUCCAUGUGACCAGGCUGGAACCAGAGCUGAGGGCUCAGAUUCACAAGCAAAACCCCAGCAUCGAGGUGGUGUACUACAACAAAGGGCUUUGAAGAGAGUCAGCCUUUUUCCCCUUCCUUCCUUCCUUGGGCUGAUGCUUUGGUGCCACCUUGCCAUCUCUGCCACUUGUCCACCUGCCUGGUUUGGGGCAGGGGGCUUGGUAGGGAAGCAGCCAUUAAGACCAGCAAUCUACUAGGCUGGGGGAGGUGCCCCGUAAGCCUUUUUCUCUCCUCUGUGGUUUCAAAGAGCAGAAUAACAUAACAUUACCCUCCUGUGCUUACAUGUAUACAUACAUGAAGCAAGCAUAUCUUUAUACGUUUGGUCUUAGAAACUAAGAGUAAACAUGUAUCAGAACAUCUACAGAAUGUCAGGACGGAGUCUGAGGGGCAUGAGCAGGCCACACACUGGGAUGAAUCCUUCAAGUUUCUGAUACUUGGCUCUCAAAGCUGCCUCAGAACCUGGCCUGGUAGAGGAAGCAGUGUUGAGAUGAGGCAAGCAAAAGGCUUAUGCAUCCUUAUGGCCAUCCCCCAUAUCCUAGAAAGCUCCAUUUCCUCUCCUCUACCAGAACAAAGGAGUGUCAGUAUCUUGUUCUUGCUGCCUCCCCAUGUCCUGCACGCUCAGUGUGGGCGCCUUUAUGUACAACUUUAGUUCUUAGUCUGCUGAGACUUCAUGACCUCAAACAAAUCCCACAGUCCUCUGCUCCCUUUAGGGGCUAUCACCACCCACAUCACUCAUAGAACACAUGUGCAAAUGGUACGCAAAUUCCACAGACCUCAUAUGUACAAUCUAAAGACAGGGAAUUCUAUGUUCCACUGACUUUUCUUACAGUCUCUUAGCUUUUUCCCUUUCUUGUCUCUUGGAAGUGCUUGGUAUUAGACUCAGGCUAGGCAAGUGUUCUACCACUGACCUACAUACUCUCAGCCUUUCUUUUUCUUUUUCUUUUUUUUUAUCUUAAGGCCUGGCCUUGCCUUUUUCAUCCAGGCCCUGUUGGCUGGACCAAAUGGAAGAUGGGUUUGGGGAUGGCAUAGGGUGUGGUGUUUCUGGUCCAGAGUGUGUAGUUAGAUCUCAACUCUAACUUCUAUGACCUCUGGCUAACGAGGUAGAUGAGGACUAAUGAAAGGCACCAGUGGGGUCCUCAGAGCACUCCCCUGCUCCUCCUAACUCACUUCCCCCCAGUGAUAACAGCUGUGAUACCAUGGUGAGUCAAUAAAUUGUAAGCCUGUCUAC
This is a messenger RNA of Perognathus longimembris pacificus (Pacific pocket mouse), 2471 nucleotides long. It is a transcript of the gene Sfxn3, whose product is annotated as sideroflexin 3. NCBI's taxonomy places the organism in Eukaryota, Metazoa, Chordata, Mammalia, Rodentia, Heteromyidae. The record is from RefSeq and is a predicted model, not a curated record. Gene Ontology annotation, cellular component: mitochondrial inner membrane. The transcript is spliced from 12 exons. Gene Ontology annotation, biological process: monoatomic ion transport; serine import into mitochondrion. Gene Ontology annotation, molecular function: monoatomic ion transmembrane transporter activity. Bases 290 to 1297 code for a protein of 335 amino acids.